AUGCAACUUGUAUGCCUUCUGACUGUUGGUACGUGUUUUAAAAACUUAGAGUUGCAUGAACUUCUUGCAAGUGUUGAAUAUUUUCUAUUUGCAGUGUUGGUAGCCUUAUAUGAAGAGCCAGAGAAACCAAAUAGUGCACUGGACUUUCUGAAGCAUCAUCUGGGAGCUUCAGCUCCUGAGAAUCCAGAAAUAGAGGCACUUCGCUUGGAAGUGGCAGAGAUGAAAGAAAAAUAUGAAGCUGUGUUGGAAGAAAAUAAAAAACUGAAAACCAAGCUGGCUCAGUAUGAACCACCUCAAGAUGAGAAGCAUGGUGAAUAACAGUAGUUUCUCCUUUAAUGCCUUGACUUAAUAAAGGGCUUCCUGAGAACUGC
Pygoscelis adeliae (Adelie penguin) is the source of this 371-nucleotide messenger RNA. RefSeq names its product MYC binding protein (gene MYCBP). Bases 1 to 318 code for a protein of 105 amino acids. The record is from RefSeq and is a predicted model, not a curated record. Gene Ontology annotation, cellular component: nucleus. NCBI's taxonomy places the organism in Eukaryota, Metazoa, Chordata, Aves, Sphenisciformes, Spheniscidae. Gene Ontology annotation, molecular function: transcription coactivator activity. Gene Ontology annotation, biological process: regulation of DNA-templated transcription. The transcript is spliced from 3 exons.